AUGAGACUCACUACUCUUCUCUUUACCGCGACGGCGAAUGCAUUCCUCUUGAACUGCAACGGCGGAACCGCUGGCGACGGAGGCUGCGAGGCAAACGGCCUUCACACAUACUGCUGCAACGAGUUUUUCGAGCCUCCGGUGUACAUUAACGUUCGCGACGUCACCGUUCUGUCCAAGAAUCCUCAAGGCAACAGUGACUGCAAGCCGACGGGUACCAACACGGCCGGAAGGGUUUUCUGUGCUGCAUGA
Messenger RNA from Colletotrichum phormii, 249 nucleotides. RefSeq lists its product as uncharacterized. Lineage: Eukaryota; Fungi; Ascomycota; Sordariomycetes; Glomerellales; Glomerellaceae. The transcript is spliced from 2 exons. Bases 1 to 249 code for a protein of 82 amino acids. The record is from RefSeq and is a predicted model, not a curated record.